CAGCGAGUGCAGGUAGGAUGAGGGGCUGGACGUAGGCUGCAGCGUGGUGGAGUCGGGUCCUGGGACAGCCCGACUGCUGGGGUCCGGCGGGGUUUGCGGGUAGCUGACACGGCCCCGGGCUGCUCAGGUACCUUGCUGGGAUCCCUUGCUGCAGGACUGGUCCUUGGCGGCUGCACGACACCGACAAGCGUGGCCCGGGGAUCACAGCGGUGCCUUAUGCCAGUGCUAUGGGGAGACUCAGGUCCCUCAUGAACACGAAGUGGAAGGUGUUGCUCUGUGUCUGUGUGACCCUGCUGGUUUACCAGUACGGUUUCGACGCCCUCAGGUUCGUGGAAGGUUUCAUCCCCAUGGGAGUCUGUCCGUGGCCGCGGGAUGCUCGCUUCCGUCACCCUGGCAUGGACUCUCACAGCCCCCUCAACGUCUGGUCGAGGCAGGACGUGCUCACCUGCACCCCCUGGGGGAGCCCCAUUGUCUGGGAGGGGACGUUUGAUCCUGAGAUCUUGCGGCAGGAGUACGGGCGCCGGAACCUCACGAUUGGCCUGACGGUGUUUGCUGUGGGCAGGUACCUGGAGAAAUACCUGGAGCAGUUUCUGGAGACGGCCGAGGAGCACUUCAUGGUGGGCUGGCGGGUGAUCUACUACGUCUUCACAGACAGGCCAGGGGCAGUGCCCCGGCUCGGCCUGGCCCCGGGGCGGCAGCUGCAGACCCGGAUGGUGGAGAACCAGAAGCGCUGGCAGGACAUCUCCAUGAUGAGGAUGCACUGGCUCAGCCAGGCCCUGGACACCGCCAUCUGCAGGGAGGUCCAAUAUGUCUUCUGCAUGGACGUUGACCAGUUCUUCGUCGGCGCCUUCGGGCUGGAAGCGCUGGCAGAGUCUGUCACUCUGCUCCAUUCCUAUUUCUACCGGUGGACCCGCUCCUACGUCCCCUACGACCGGAACCCCCGAUCGGCCGCCUUCCUCGGCCCCGGCGAGGGGGACUUCUACUACCACGCGGCCGUGUUUGGGGGGCUGUGCCCCCGGGUGAAGAACCUGACGGAAAGCUGCUUCCAGGCGGUUCUGCAGGACAAGAGGCAGGGCGUGGAGGCCCGCUGGCAGGAGGAGAGCCACCUCAAUAAGUACUUCUGGCAGCACAAGCCAGCCAAGAUCUUGUCUCCGGAGUACUGCUGGGACCAGGCCAUCCGGCGGCGGGGGGACAUCCGCGUCGCCAGGCUGGUGUGGGCUGAAAAGCAGUACCGCAGGCUGCGCCAGGCAGCUCGGUGACACCACCCACGCGGACCCUCAGCAGGCACUGGCUGGAACUGGGCACGGGGACGCAGGGAACAGUGUAGCAACUAGCGUGUCGCUCCUUUCAGAGCAUUCGCCUGCUGAGCGCACUGCCCACACACGGGGCUCCUGCCCCUUCAUGCCCUCCACAAGUCUCCUAGAAUCCUACAGCUGGAAGAGACCUCAGGAGUCAUCAAGUCCAGCCCCCUGCCCAAGGCAGGACCAACGCAACUCAAU
Pelodiscus sinensis (Chinese soft-shelled turtle) is the source of this 1499-nucleotide messenger RNA. NCBI's taxonomy places the organism in Eukaryota, Metazoa, Chordata, Testudines, Trionychidae. The record is from RefSeq and is a predicted model, not a curated record.